Molecule: messenger RNA, 3497 nt
Organism: Marasmius oreades (fairy-ring Marasmius)
Lineage: Eukaryota; Fungi; Basidiomycota; Agaricomycetes; Agaricales; Marasmiaceae
Exons: 15
Coding region: 285-3344 (1019 amino acids)
Biological process (GO): G protein-coupled receptor signaling pathway; protein phosphorylation
Molecular function (GO): guanyl nucleotide binding; ATP binding; protein kinase activity
Source: RefSeq, a predicted model, not a curated record
GCCGGUUGACCGACAAUAUGCUCACUGAUCAACCUCGGACAACACCAACCGAGUCAACUUUUACCACCUCUCUCUCUCCUUUACGCCGAUACAAUCUAGUCAAAACUUGUAAAUGCCGAACAAGUAUCAGACAUGCAUCACCCAGCGCUCGGUGUCAGCGUAAUAGAGCUGUGAAUUGCUCUCACGGUCGGACUAUGACAGCAAUGCAACGUUGAAAGAAGCUUUUAAUGCACCCUCACCGCAAUAAACCUAGGUUCGACGUCGAGAAAUAACGAUUCAGCGGGAUGAACGGGAAAGUGAACGAAAUGAUCGCUCUUCGGAACUUCGACGACCUGCGGUCUUUUCUAUCUUCAUCCACAUCCCUAAAGGCUCUGGAGGAAGGGUUAGAAAUAAACGAGAAUCUGACGGCAUCGUCUCUCGUUGAAUGGUUACAGGAGGAAAUAAAGUCUUCAAUUGUGGAUGGAUUGUACCGAAAGCGUUGCACAAAAUGCCUCAAUACGUUCGUCAAGAAGUACCAUGUUUUUCCGUCCUCGUUCUUUUGUGAUGAUGUCAGGCGAGAUGGAGACCAUCCGUUGGGAGGUGGUAGAUUCGCUGACGUAUACAAAGGAGUUGCAGAUAGUCAAACGGUCUGUUUGAAAGUUCUUCGCGUUCAUACGCAGCCUGACGACAAGAAAAGAAAGAAAAUGGUGGAGGAUUUUUGCCAAGAAGCUCUGAUAUGGACCCAGCUUAGCCAUCCGAAUGUUCUUCAGCUACUCGGCGUAAACACGACCCUUUUCAAAACCGACUUUUGCCUUGUUUCUCCUUGGAUGGUUAAUGGCGAUAUUAUCACUUUCUUGAAUAGGACGCCAGAUCAUGAUAGACUGCAAUCGAUACGUGAAAUAGUGGCUGGUUUAGAAUAUCUUCAUUCCCGGUCUCCGGUGAUUGUCCACGGCGAUAUCAAAGGGGCUAACAUUCUCGUCGAUGAGGACUGUAACUGUCGCUUGGCAGAUUUUGGUCUAUCAAGGGAAACACCUGGGACAACAAUGUUUGAAACGUCCACAGGAGGCAUGAAAGGUUCGCUGCGAUGGAUGGCGCCAGAGAUGUUCCAACCAUCCACUACGAGAGAUUCCAAUGAGGACCGGUCUCCUAGAGAUAUAUAUGCCUACGCAUGUACGAUCGUCGAGAUCAUGACCGGGAGGCCGCCGUUUCCAGGUCUUCUUGACGUCGUUGUUAUGACACAAGUGCUGCUCAAUCGCGCAAGGCCGGAACGACCAACUGGAGUAUGGUGUCCCGAUAAUGUCUGGGAGUUGGUUGAGAAAUGUUGGGAUCAAGACCGACUGAAACGCCCAACAGCGACUUACAUCCAUAAUUACCUGUCAGGACUGACCGAAACGGAUUCAUCUCUGGAUGCUGUUCCGCCAGUGUCUGCCAUUUCUCACCACGAGGCUUCCGUCCCAAUUUUCCCUCGUACUAUUUCACUUACUGCCCUCGAGCAGGCGAUUAAUGAAGAUAUCAUUAUUCUCAAUCCCUCUCUCAUACAGCCUAUUCUGGACGAUCCUUCCCCCAACGUCAACCCCAGAUUUACAGACAACAUACUCACCCAAAAUAAUGCUUUCCGCAAGCCAGAGUCAAGGGUCAGAAGCAGAUCCUUCACUCAAUAUUUGACUAAACUGGUACCCAAUACCACCUUGGCAACUACAUCACUUCAGACCGAUGAUGACUCGCAUUGGGAGCAAUCCUCUUUCUAUGAAAACGUCCUCGGAACUCCAACUUUAGACAAGCGACCGAGUAUCCAGCCAGGAGCGAAAUUUGUGCAGAACUAUUUCACGAAAUUAGUACCCGCGUCCAAGAGGCUGUAUUCCACUGCUGUCGCGAUCGCUAGGUCCUUCGAAGACCCUUUUGAGAAUGUCCUUAGACCUCCUCCCGACGAAACCCCAAAACAAGCUGCCGAACGGAUUGCACGGGAAGUUGAAGCCAAGAGGGUGAGCGAUGCGAUAGAUGCACAACUCAGGGGGGAAUGGAUGAGAGGACGGGACGAUGAUUUCGAAGCUUUUCUUAGACCUCCUCCUAGUGAAACUGUAGAACAAGCUACCGAAAGGGUUGAGCGGGAAGCUGAAGCCAGGAAGGUGAGCGAUGCGAUAGACGCGGAACUCAGGGCGGAGUGGAAUAGAGUACAAGAAGAACGGAAAGCGGUCAAUUCGUUGCUCUUGGUAGGACUGGCUGGCAGUGGUAAAACCACAGUGUUGAAGAACUUUAUUGCGCGCUACGAUUCCGCUACUUGGGAUACGGAAAGGAGUAUCUGGUGCACAGUCAUAAAGCUCAACGUCAUCUCUCUGUUACUCGACCUCGUUGAUUGGAUUUGUUCAGACAUUCAAGCACUGCAGACAGAUGAUGGGGAACCACACGACGACAAGUCGACAGUGCAUGGUUUCGCCUCUCGCCAUCUACUCUUGAUAAAUCCUCUCAAGCCUCUUCACCAACUAACCCCGGUUCCUGUACUCCAGCGUGCGCUUGCCGAACACGUCAGGUCCAAACACCUUUGGUUCAGCACAGGCUUUCCUGAUCCUGAUCAAGAACCUAGCGAUAUCUCUCUGGAACGAUCCAUCAUCGAAAACGCGUUCAAGACCGUUGUUGCGAACAAAGACAGCAUAAAAGCGUUAUGGGAAGAUGAGAAUGUCCAGAAGGCCUUCAAAUGUCGAACGAUUCGCGGUUCACCAGGAUUUUUCCUGGAGCAUUUGGAUCGUAUUACAUCCGCUACUUAUUUCCCCACUGACGACGAUCUUCUUCACGCGUAUCUACCUACCAGGGGACAUCAAGACUACAGAUUUCUGUUAGACGGUAAACGUAUUCUCCGAAUAACUGAUCUUGAAGGAAAUCGAGCGCAGCGUUAUCUAUUGAAGAGCAUAUUGCUGCAGGAACACUACGACACGGUCAUUUUUCUCUGUCCUAUAUGUACUUUUGACGAGGUUCUGGAAGAGGACCAUUCCGUUAACCAUCUGGAAGAGUCUAUUCUACUAUGGCGUGCAAUUUGCUCUAUCGAGACAUUGUCAGCCACGCAAUUCAUUCUCUACUUGAACAAGCAUGAUUUACUGGAACAGAAACUGAAAACUGGUGUUUCAAUCAAGAAAUACAUACCAAGUUACGCAGAACGCCCGAAUGAAAGUCCGGAUUUCGCAAAUUACGUUACUCAGCAUAUGAAGGCGGUAUUUAAGACGUUUACUCCAUUAAAGCAUAGUCGAAGUCUUCAUGUGUUUACCACUACAGCCACAGUGGGGGAUACCAUGGCUAUCAAACAGACCUUGGAAGAAACGAUAUUAGAACGUCUUCAUGACCAGAAUCUGCAGGGAUCGACAGAGCUCUUGUGAUUGGGUUCCUGCGAUUCAGUGCAGAAUGGUAGGAGAGUGCUACCUAUAACCAAAAACCAGCACUGCGCAGAUAAAUACAUUGGAACUACAUGUCAUUUUUAUAUGUAGACGUAUAUCUAGCUUCAAGAUUCAGAACGCUGUGUCUGAUUCGUG